CAUGGUAACAUUAACAGGACGCUCUUGUAGUUGCUGGACUAUUGGCUUCAAUUUGUCUUAAUUGAUGUGAAUUUACUAACCUUACUUCUUGUACAGUGGAAUAUAAAGCUAUAUAACAGAAAUGGUGCUUGGCAAAGGCCCAUCCAGUUGUAACUUCGUAGCAUCAGAUCAAAUCUGGAAAGAUCACGUCGUCCACGAACACGGUGCUUCAAAACACUGGCCUGAGAACUGGGGGUUUCUUAUCAAGCAAUACCAAAAACUGGCAAAYGAAGAUCCUUCACAACACCCUGGGGUGGCUGCAGUACGCGUCAAGCAAAGGAGAGAAAACCUCAAACUUCCCCCUAUUGACUCAAGUGUAGCAUCCCAACUAUCAGUCGGCAAGUCCAAUGCCUCAUGUCCAAUCAUGACAUCACAAGAAAUCGGAUGGCGGUCAAGCCAAAGACAGUGCAAUUUAGAGAGAUAUGGAAGAUAUACAAAACCAAGGUCUUCUUUCUUAGGACAGAUGAAAUGGCCACCAGAGUCUAUUGGUUGAAUCUUACAUUAAUCAAUAGUUACAUGUGGGACUGAGAGGUCAUAAACUGGAAAACAACUUUUUUAACAAAUCUUGAGAGCAUCCAUCUCUUAACAUGGCUGAUUUUAAGUUACAAUAUCAAGGACAAAAUCUAUGUAUAUAACGUCUAACUUCCAAUGACCUCAUGCUUGCAUGAAAAAAUAUUAUUAUUUUGUAAUUAUAGUAGAAGCAACCAUCUUUAGUUUUUGCCAUCAAGAAAKAUAUCAGAAAACAAGGCUUACAAUAAUUACAAUUUAACAGUGUGAAAAAUUAUAGUUAAAAUUUGAAAUUGGAUGUUACUCAGACUAAUUUAUUUUCACAGUAAAAUAAGUUGUGUUUUAGCCAAUUAUUUGAAAUUUGUAAUAAAGAAAACAAAAUUUCGUGCUUAUUUAUUUCAUCAAUAA
Messenger RNA from Exaiptasia diaphana, 954 nucleotides. RefSeq lists its product as uncharacterized. NCBI's taxonomy places the organism in Eukaryota, Metazoa, Cnidaria, Anthozoa, Actiniaria, Aiptasiidae. The coding region runs from base 122 to 532 and encodes 136 amino acids. The record is from RefSeq and is a predicted model, not a curated record. The transcript is spliced from 3 exons.